Molecule: messenger RNA, 362 nt
Organism: Aplysia californica (California sea hare)
Lineage: Eukaryota; Metazoa; Mollusca; Gastropoda; Aplysiida; Aplysiidae
Product: elongation of very long chain fatty acids protein-like
Exons: 2
Biological process (GO): fatty acid elongation, saturated fatty acid; very long-chain fatty acid biosynthetic process; sphingolipid biosynthetic process
Cellular component (GO): endoplasmic reticulum membrane
Molecular function (GO): fatty acid elongase activity
Source: RefSeq, a predicted model, not a curated record
GCGGUUUCGGCACGUUCCACUCGCUGCUCAACUCCUGGAUCCACUUCAUGAUGUACAUGUACUACGGACUCUCCGCCAUGGGCCCGGCCUUCCAGAAGUAUCUGUGGUGGAAGAAGUACAUGACCACCAUGCAGAUUACCCAGUUCGCCAGUGUUAUUAUCCACGCAUCCCAGCUGUUGUUCAUGGAGUGCGACUACCCCAUAUUCUUCGUCUACAUGAUCGGUUUUUACUCCUUCAUCUUCUUCGUCAUGUUCGGCAACUUCUACGUCCAGUCCUACCUCAAGCCAAAGGCAGCCCCCAGCAAGCAGUUGCACUCUGCCAACGGAUCUGUCGCUGACCAUAACAAGGCGAAAACAUGCUGA